Molecule: messenger RNA, 1440 nt
Organism: Pieris macdunnoughi
Lineage: Eukaryota; Metazoa; Arthropoda; Insecta; Lepidoptera; Pieridae
Source: the annotation of a GenBank genome assembly
AUGAAUGAGGAAAUAGACGAAUAUGAUAUUUAUCACCAAGAUUUUACAACUGCAUCGGAAUGGGAAGUGUUUAUAGCUAGACUAGAGGAAGUAAUGCAAGAGUGGCAUUUACCUAGAUCAAAACUUGCGAAACAGUUUAGCGACUACACAAAGAAAUGGUUAACUAAGGCGGAAGAUAUUAAACUACAUGGCUUAGAUUUCAGAUUGACUUAUCAUGCUUUAGAACCUCUAAGAGGUUGUGAAGAGACUGAUAAUAUCGAUGAUCAUAGCAUACUAAAAGAUAUACAAAACGGUUUAUGGGGUUCCACAACAAAGUUUAUGGAUGACACCGAUGGAAGUGCGUUUCCUGUUUCUAAUUGGUUCGGCCUAAAACGAUAUCUAAUGCUCUGUCCUCGAUCGCCUCUUGUAGAAGGAAGUGUUAUUAAGUUGGUUAUGAGUUCUGUUAAUAUUGCUUUUGCGAAUGUUGACUGUGGUGUGCCUUUUUUCGUUAAAAUAAGGGACCAUUGGCAGCAUACAUACUUAGGUAUUUACGAAGACACUGAUUUUAAAGUAUUCUUUGACACAAUCCACUUGGAACGAAUUUCUAAUCAGUGUUCUCACCUUAGUGGUCUUGUUGGUCUGUUUAAGUCGAAAAUCUCUUCUCCUAUACCACUGGAUGCUGUUGUUAUUUCAGUAAAAUUUUCAUAUGAACUAAAAUAUUCCGAUACUUUUGCAUGGAGACAAAGAUUAUUAUCAAAUGAAUUUUUGUCAAUUGAUGGAUUUGAUGUUAUGAAACUGAUAGACAUUCCAUUUGGCUUGGAAAGUAGUCCUAUUCAGAGUGCUCUCCUUAAUGCUAUAUGGCCACAGUUUAGAGAGAGUGCCAUAGUUGAUUCGUCUACCUUUUCUGACAUUGACCCUUUAAUGGCUCCAACUUGGACUAUAACAAUAAAAAUUCGUAAUAAUAUUCGAGGUCAAUUAUCGGACACAAUAGACAGGGUUAUGCAAUUACUAGAAAACAAGCAGUUGAUCAUGGAUGUACUAGGUUUGAGUAAAAGCUUAGGCGUAGUAAAUCCGUUGCACAAAAUAACUGAAGCCCCCAUCACAAUAUCAAAACUGGUUAAGGCAGCAAUGAGACAAAACACUUCAGUUGGAGAGUUUAAAGGUCCUAUAGCAGAUGAUUUAUUGAUGACUAUGUUGUAUUAUGUGUUCCCUGAUGCAGUGGCCAAUAAUUCUUAUCCCUAUCCUGAUCAAUUGGAAGUUGAGAACAAACAAGAAAAUGGUGAAACAAGGCUCUGUAGCUAUUUAAAAGCAAGUCCUGUGGAUGGCUUGGUUUGGAGACUGUCGCUAACAGCGGCCAGUCUAAUAUCAGCUGGAGGAUUACCUUAUCUUGCCCAUUUAUGGUAUGAGUUUACUCAAGAGUUGCAAUAUAGAUGGGAGCAUAGAAUACUUAUUCAGGGGUAA